Molecule: messenger RNA, 927 nt
Organism: Leishmania mexicana MHOM/GT/2001/U1103
Lineage: Eukaryota; Euglenozoa; Kinetoplastea; Trypanosomatida; Trypanosomatidae
Product: putative U2 small nuclear ribonucleoprotein 40K
Exons: 1
Coding region: 1-927 (308 amino acids)
Biological process (GO): mRNA splicing, via spliceosome
Molecular function (GO): U2 snRNA binding
Source: RefSeq, a predicted model, not a curated record
AUGCGACUCACGAUGGACUUGGUGCGUCUCGCACCGCAGUUCACGAAUACGAUGCUACAGCGUGAAAUCGACCUUCGCGGGCUGCGGAUUUCCUCGCUCGAUGAGCACGUACUAGUGUUGCUCGAGAACAACUUUGAUGUCGUAAACCUCUCCUCCAACGCCUUGACGGCGCUAGAGUACUUUCCCAUGAAGAGUGCAGCCGGCAGCAGCGACAAGGAUGUGAGGAUGAGCCGCGUUACCACCCUCGUUGCCCACCGAAACGAGAUUCAGCGAGUGAGUGUGGCGUCGUGCGUUUCUGCCUUGCCCAACGUCGUGCACUUCUUGGCCGAUCGCAACCGCCUCGCCUGCGUGCGCGAUCUCUACUUUCUGAAGCAGUGGAAGAAGCUGGAGGUGGUGUCGCUCGAGGACAACCCUGUGUGGGAAACCAACAGCAACAAUUUCGAUAGCGAGAAGCUGCGGGCCUUUCUCGUCUUCUUGUGCCCUAGGUUGAAGCUCAUCAACUACCAGCGCGUUACACAGGCUGAUAGGGAGCGUGCACAGAAGGCGAAGGACGAGUUCAAGAAGCUGGUGCAGUCGUGGGAAACUCCCCUUACACUGUGUGCAGUGACACGGUCGCAGUCGUCAUCCACCGUGGACGGAAAGAAGACGCGCAAACGCGGCCGCGAGGGACGCACAGCGGCGGCCACCGCGGUAGCAAGCAACGUUGUCACUCUCGAUGAUGAGCCUGCCAACGGGGCAACGAGCGCGACCCCUGCCGCUGCCGAUGUGAACGAGGACGACGAUGCCGCUCUUCAAGCACGUCUAGACCAGCUGGAGGAACGUCUCCUAUCCGACGAUGUCACGGCGGAGGAAAUUGCACAGUUGGAGGAGGAGAUGACGGAGAUAUCUGAAAGGAUGGCGUCUGCGCGUAAGCGUAAGCGCCAUUAG